Cryptomeria japonica (Japanese cedar) is the source of this 1512-nucleotide messenger RNA. RefSeq lists its product as uncharacterized. The transcript is spliced from 5 exons. The record is from RefSeq and is a predicted model, not a curated record. Lineage: Eukaryota; Viridiplantae; Streptophyta; Pinopsida; Cupressales; Cupressaceae. Bases 85 to 1161 code for a protein of 358 amino acids.
AUUUAAUAAGCCGGCGAGUCAAUAUUUAAAAGGAAAAUCAAAUCAAAAGCAUUUUGCUUUCAAUGAGGCUGUAAGGAUUUUGUAAUGGAGGGCGGGAAAGCAUUGUUUAAAAUGCAGAAAAUAGGGACGAUUCUCCUGGUGUAUGCGCUAGCAAUCGCCCAAGCCCAAGACUUUCUUCUCUACGGGUUUGUCGACAUUGCUACAGAAUCCAUUUCUUCCUCUCAAAUUCAGCUCUCUGUACAAAUUGGGAGCUAUAAUUGGCAGCAACCGCUUAAAUGGAGGUUUUAUGCGUUUAAAACCCCAAACGAUGUAAGGAGUGAAGGUGUUGGGCUGCUCUCCCUGAACGUUUACACCCGUCACGGAUAUCUGGAGAGCUUAUGGACAGAAUUCUUUGUUAUUCCCUACUCCGGAGGAGCUCUGCGCCUCGACAUUCGCCAUCCCUGGAAAACCUUGCAUUGUGGGGGAUUUGAAGGCAAGGCGGUUGAUUCUGAGGCUAAGCUUGAAGCUGAGGAGGAAUCCUAUGCUGUUGUGCCAUUUGUCGUGGGGGAUAUGAUUAGGUAUUCCCGUUCCCACUCCUACUCAGUAGUUUAUAGCUUUUGCUGCCCCCAGUACAAGUGCCAAGGAAAAGGAGAAGACGGUUAUGACAUAAUAAUUCCCAGAUCAAUGGCGAUGCUGCCAGAAGGUACAACAAUCCUACAAGGCGACAGACAUGUGUGCUUGCGUUCGCUGGUUAUAGGGUAUCUAGCUGCACAGUUGGUCAUAAGAUGGUUGCAGUCUCGCAUUCACAAAAGAAAAAGCCAAUUGAUGACGAUGAUGGAGUGGAGUAGAGGAGGAGAUAGGAAGGAAGGGAGAAAGCGGUGGGAAAUGAGCACAUAUUACACAGUCAAUGAUGAAAAUGAGAAUGAGGUCAAGAUGAAUAACAGUAAUAAAAGGUUGUUGGUUUCAGGGCAAGGGAUAUAUGAGGAAGCCUGGGCUUGGGCAGAUGCAGAGCAUCGCCUCACCAAACUUAAUGCAAACUGCUGUUUUUAUUUUAAUUGUACCACAACCACUAGCCUCAACAACAUGAACACAAAAAAAGGAGGAACAUCAACAGCAGCAGCAGUACCGGAGGGAGAGGGCCCAUGGAAUAGGGACGCUUUUGGCCGUCUUAUCAGGAAUUGACCAGGAGAUUAUGCCCAUGUUAUAGACUGUCUCCUCGUGCUGUUGUAAAUAAGAACUUGAUUUCCACAUGACAAUGUAAUUAUAUCAAUAUGCAUGUUCGUCCACAUACAGAUGCAUUCCUGGGGUUCUAACUCUUGCCAGUAGGAUACUGUUGUAAGAACUUUGCCAAAUUCUUUUAUUAGUCCCUAUUAACUUCACCAAUGAUAUUCUUGGAUAUUUUCCUUUAAAGUGUGAUUCUCUAAUGCUUAGAAUUUGCUUAAAUAUAAACUUUAGAAAAUCAUCACAAUAAGAUGGUUUUUGUUAGUUUUUAUUUUUAUUAAAGAAAUCAAAUCUUAGCGCAUUUGCGGCAAA